AUUGGUUGUGAGUGUGAGCGGGAGGACAAUGGCGGCGCUGAGUGAGUUCCCGGAGCUGAAGGAGGUGAAGCGGGGCCUGAUGGCGGUGAGCGGCCUGUGCCGGGAGCGGGGCCUCCUGCAGAGCGGCAAGUGGGCUUCAGAGUUGGCCUUCUCCCUGGAUCCUCUUCCUAAAGAUGAAAUGCCAGCUGCCCCAACGUUAACAGAGGAAGACCUGGUGGAUUUGGAUGCCUACACGUUAGCCAAGUCGUACUUUGAUUUGAAAGAGUAUGAUCGAGCAGCCUAUUUUCUCAAAGGCUGUCAGAGUCAGAAGGCCUACUUCCUGUAUAUGUAUUCCAGAUAUCUGUCUGGAGAAAAGAAGAAAGAUGAUGAAACAGUGGACAGUCUGGGACCCUUGGAGAAAGGACAAGUGAAGAAUGAGUCUCUGAGGGAAUUGCGAGUUGAACUGAGUAAAAAGCACAAAGCCAGGGAAUUGGAUGGAUUUGGACUAUACUUGUAUGGAGUAGUCCUGCGGAAACUGGACUUGGUUAAAGAAGCCAUUGAUGUGUUUGUGGAAGCAACACAUAGUUUACCUCUGCACUGGGGAGCUUGGCUCGAGCUAUGCAAUCUCAUUACUGAUAAGGAAAUGCUCAAGCCCAUGGUGCUUCCCAACACAUGGAUGAAAGAAUUCUUCCUGGCUCACAUCUAUACAGAGCUGCAGUUGAUUGAGGAGGCAUUGCAAAAAUACCAGAACCUCAUUGAUGCUGGCUUCUCCAAAAGCACUUACAUCAUCUCCCAGAUUGCUGUAGCUUAUCAUAAUGUUCGAGAUAUUGAUCGAGCUUUAACCCUUUUCAAUGAGUUACGGAAUCAGGACCCAUAUAGGAUAGAAAAUAUGGACACGUUAUCCAACCUGUUGUAUGUUCGGAAUAUGAAGCCCGAGCUCAGCUAUCUGGCUCACAAUCUUUGUGAAAUUGACAAGUAUCGAGUGGAAACCUGCUGUGUGAUUGGCAAUUACUACAGUUUAAGGUCUCAACAUGAGAAAGCAGCCCUGUACUUUCAAAGAGCACUGAAGUUAAAUCCUCGUUACCUUGGUGCUUGGACGCUGAUGGGUCAUGAGUAUAUGGAGAUGAAGAACAUAUCAGCAGCUAUUCAGGCUUACAGGCAUGCUAUUGAGGUGAAUAAACGCGAUUACAGAGCUUGGUACGGACUGGGACAGACGUAUGAGAUCCUCAAGAUGCCGUUUUAUUGUUUGUAUUAUUACAGACGAGCCCAUCAGCUCAGACCGAAUGAUUCUCGAAUGCUCAUCGCUUUGGGUGAAUGUUAUGAAAAGCUGAAUCAGCUGCCUGAAGCCAAGAAGUGUUACUGGAGGGCGUUUUCGGUUGGUGAUGUUGAGAAAAUGGCGCUGGUCAAACUAGCAAAGAUUCACGAGCAGUUAGGUGAAUCCGAUCAAGCAGCACAGUGCUACAUCAAAUAUGUCCAAGACAUCUGUGAUUGUGGGGAGAUUCUGGAGCAUCAUGAAAUGAGCACUGCAUUUAGAGCUCUGGCUCAGUAUUAUUUCAAGUGUAAACGAUGGGAUGAGGCAUCAGUUUGUGCACAGAAAUGCUGUGAUUACAAUGAUACUAGAGAAGAAGGAAAAGCUCUCCUGAGACAAAUUUCACAGCUUCGCAGUCAAGGUGAUGUGACAACACCCAUGGGUGCUGACAUAUCACGGACAUUUGUCCCUGGAGUCAAUACCCCUUCUGCAAAACUGCCACCACUCAAUUUAUCUUCCAUCACACCAUGAACGUGUCAGUGCUGCUAUCAGAAACCAAUACAUCUCCCACUAUUGGCUUUGGUAUAGCCUCAAUAACCGAGGGCAUGUCAUUUGCUACUAUUUGGAACUUUUAUUUCAUGGAAAGAGAUUAUGUUCAAGUUUACUGCAUAUCUGUAAAUAUUAAAGUGUUU
Molecule: messenger RNA, 1920 nt
Organism: Hemiscyllium ocellatum (epaulette shark)
Lineage: Eukaryota; Metazoa; Chordata; Chondrichthyes; Orectolobiformes; Hemiscylliidae
Gene: cdc23
Product: CDC23 (cell division cycle 23, yeast, homolog)
Exons: 16
Coding region: 29-1759 (576 amino acids)
Biological process (GO): cell division
Cellular component (GO): anaphase-promoting complex
Molecular function (GO): protein binding
Source: RefSeq, a predicted model, not a curated record